Molecule: messenger RNA, 1162 nt
Organism: Melampsora larici-populina 98AG31
Lineage: Eukaryota; Fungi; Basidiomycota; Pucciniomycetes; Pucciniales; Melampsoraceae
Exons: 4
Coding region: 267-941 (224 amino acids)
Biological process (GO): regulation of transcription by RNA polymerase II
Cellular component (GO): mediator complex
Molecular function (GO): transcription coregulator activity
Source: RefSeq, a predicted model, not a curated record
GUCCAGUACUCACCAUUUAUUAUCAACAACUUUUCAAAAAAGCUGAGCAAACGAAACUCUGUUCAAUUUACAUACAUAUCCUUAAACGUUAAUUCAAUCAAUUCAAUACAAAAACCCUAUAAACUCCCUCCGAACUUUCUAAAUCAAGACUUUCUAUCAAACCUGCACUUCUGAUCUCGUACUUUAGUCUUUCAAUCGAUCUCUUCGUAGUCUUCAAUCGUAAGACGGAAGGGCAUCUGAUCCCUUUCCGUCCCGCUGGGAACCGGAUGACUUCUCACGACGACGAACUGUCUAGGAAUAUGGACAGGAUCACUCAACUUCAAGAUGGUAUUGAUAACCUCGUCACAAUCAUGUAUAGCACUGUUAGUUACCUUUCUCGUAAGGCCGACUUUGAACAAGUGAACCCGGAUAUCCCAAUCACUCAAUCUAUUUCAGAUCCAACUAAAAUCGAUCAAGCAAAAGAAACGUUCAAUCAAAAUUGUCAAGAGUUAGUCGAGGAUUUUAUCAGAAAAGCAAAACAACUUGAAUAUUUAAUUUCAAUUUUACCACCACACGACGAUUCAUCAACAAUUCCACUACCCAACACCACCGAUCCACCACAAGCCACAAGCUCUUCACUCUCAUCUAGUCCAACUAAUCACAAUCGAGUUUAUACCAUCUCAUCUUCAACGUGUACUGAACCAGAUGGUACCAAAGUAUCAAGUCCGAUCACCAAACCAACAAAUGGCGAAAUUUCUUCUGAUCAGAAUCAUUCAGUUGAUGAGGAUGAUGAACUUGGUACUGAUAAAGAUGAAUUCAAUCGACUACAACGUGAUAUAGAAGAUGCUCAGGCAGAGUAUGAACAUGCGCUUUCUAUUGCUGAAUCAUUACAUUCUGAGAUCAAGUCUAUCUUGAAACUCGUACUUGAGAAACGUAGUCAAUCAGGUGCAAUGUCUCCUUGAAUACCUUUUAUAUCGUUGAAAACUUGGACUUGAUCUUUUUGACUUUUGGAUCUAAUGUAAUUUGAAGUGGAAACAAGUUGAAUUCCCUUUUUGUGAUAUUUGUAUUUCUCUAAACAUUGUUGAUUGGGCUGUUACUCAUGUAAAGAGAUGAUUACCUCAGUACAUAUAUAGAUGGGUUGUUUUCUAUAUACAGUCGCCACCUAUAAGCAUAGUUAUCAUUG